AUGCAGGCUGUCAAUCUCAACAUCGGAGGUCUUCUUCAAAAUACAGGGUUGCUUAGAAGUCGUAAUGGAAUCAGUCGAAAGCCAUUGGAUAUUGAUAAGAAGGCAACUUCGCUCUGCAGAAUAUACUAUUCAGUCUGGAGACAGUUCAGCACAGCGACACCGAGCGAAAUUAGCAAAAUGAGUCAAAAUCUUAGAGAUAGUAUGCUGACACGCAGGAUGGCUAGGAAAUCAGAGAUAUUCCUAAACUAUGAUGAUGCAAUGAUUCGGAUAGUUCCAUCAACGUCGUCAUUCUAUGUUCAACGUCGCGGCUUCAGAACUAGAAAACAAACUUUUGGAGUUGGAAAUCCAGGAAAAACGCAAGAAGAAGAAGUCAAGUCCCCGUUGACAUAUAUCUCAGAGUUAUUAGUUGGAAAAAAAGUAAAAACCUCGGAAGGAGGAGUAGAAAGAUGGAAUCAGUAUGAAUCAGAUCUCAAAAAGCUACCCGAAGGCCAACAAAGAACCUACACAGAUGGCUUCGUAAAAGGUCUUUUAUCGAAUGGUACUUCUGGAGCUGGAAAAGAUGUGAAGAAGUCAAGUACUCUCACCCGUUUUUACAUUUUUCUGGUGUUUUGUAUUUUCUUUGGCUAUUUGACUGGAAGAAUUCGUGUGCGUGUAGGCGAUCGACAAAUCGGAUCAUUGUUCUUCUCGAACCCACAAGAAGUUAACCCUGAGGAUGUACAAGUAACAUUUGACGAUGUCAGAGGAAUGGAUGAAGCUAAGCUAGAAGUUGAAGAAAUUGUCGAUUACUUGAAGGAUCCUGAAAAAUAUUCUCGUUUGGGUGGUCGAUUACCGAAAGGAGUUCUUCUUGUUGGGCCACCAGGAACAGGAAAAACAUUGUUAGCAAGAGCGAUUGCAGGAGAAGCACAAGUGCCAUUCUUUCACACUUCUGGAUCAGAGUUCGAUGAGGUUCUUGUAGGUCAAGGAGCUCGUAGAGUUCGAGAUCUUUUUGAUAAAGCCAAGGCUCGUGCUCCAUGCAUCAUUUUCAUCGAUGAAAUUGAUUCAGUUGGAUCAAAACGUGUUUCCAAUUCAAUUCAUCCAUAUGCCAAUCAAACUAUCAAUCAACUUCUCAGUGAAAUGGAUGGUUUCACACGUAAUGAAGGAAUUAUCGUGAUUGCUGCUACAAAUCGAGUUGAAGAUCUCGACAAAGCACUUCUCCGUCCCGGUCGAUUUGAUGUGCGUGUUACCGUACCAAAACCUGAUCUUGCUGGACGAGUCGAUAUCUUCAACUUCUAUCUUUCUAAAAUUGUACACAACGGUGCUAUCGAUCCAAAUAUUCUUGCGAAAGGGUCCACUGGAUUCACUGGGGCCGAUAUUGAGAAUAUGGUUAAUCAGGCUGCUCUGAAAGCUGCUACAGACAAUGCAGUAGAAGUGACGAUGGCAUAUUUAGAUGAAGCGCGAGAUCGUGUUUUAAUGGGUCCUGCACGUACUGGUGGACGAAUUCCAGACGAAGAGGCUAACAGAAACACAGCUUAUCACGAGGCGGGACAUACACUUGUUUCAUUAUACACAAAAGAUGCUACUCCAUUACACAAGGUAACAAUCAUUCCACGUGGACAAUCUCUAGGACACACCGCAAUGCUUCCGGAUAAAGAUAGUUAUCAACUCACCAAAGCACAAAUGCUUGCCACUCUUGAUGUCAUGAUGGGUGGACGAGUAGCUGAAGAACUCAUUUUUGGAGAAGACAAAGUAACAACUGGAGCAGCCGAUGAUCUGAGCAAAGCUACUCAAUUGGCUAUACAAAUGGUGAAAGUUUUUGGAAUGAGUGAUAAAGUUGGAUUACGGGACUUCACAGCUGAAGAUAGAGACAGUUCUCUCGUGAAAGUAUCAGAUUUGUCACCACAAACAGCGGAACUAAUUGAUGGCGAGAUUAAUCGUGUUCUCCAAGAGAGUUAUAAACGAGCAAAAGUUAUACUGGAAACCAAAAAGAAAGAACACCAAUUGCUUGCUGAAGCACUUCUUGAGUAUGAAACUUUGUCUGCUGAUGAGGUGAGACGAGUUAUCAGUGGUCAGAAGAUCAAAAGGCCGACUCCUGCCGCUGUGAAGAAAAGCAACGAAAUGAGAAAAAAUCAACCUUCUCUUGUGCUUCACUUGUUUGAGGAAGAAGGUCGUGGAAAACAAUAA
Caenorhabditis remanei is the source of this 2160-nucleotide messenger RNA. RefSeq lists its product as uncharacterized. The transcript is spliced from 12 exons. Lineage: Eukaryota; Metazoa; Nematoda; Chromadorea; Rhabditida; Rhabditidae. The record is from RefSeq and is a predicted model, not a curated record. Gene Ontology annotation, molecular function: ATP-dependent peptidase activity; ATP binding; ATP hydrolysis activity. Gene Ontology annotation, cellular component: mitochondrial inner membrane. Bases 1 to 2160 code for a protein of 719 amino acids. Gene Ontology annotation, biological process: protein quality control for misfolded or incompletely synthesized proteins; mitochondrion organization.